GCGUUUUGUUUUUCAGUUUUCGCCAAUCCAAUUCAAUUCAACUUGCACCACAAGGUUUGAACCAGUUGAACUGCUUUUUUUCAAAGAGUCAUCACGCUGUACACUUCUAAUUCUUUGUUCAAGAAGUCGAGCUAGCAACUCAUAAUCAUCUCUCAAUAAUCCUAAAUUGUUGAGAACCCCCUUCAUACUCAGUUUACACUUCGUUCAUCAACAAUGGCUUCAGAGUACUCAAGUCUAGAAAAGGACAAGCAGAUCAAAAAACUGAAGCGCGAAUUAGAGUCCUGGCGAGUAAUCGUUGUCGAGGCCAACUCAGUCUUACUGUGGGAAAAACCAUGGUAUCCUGGCGCUGUCAUUGGUUUUACAUCUUUCCUUUUCUUCUUAUUUUGGCUAAUUGAACCGUCCUUCAUCACAACUGUCUCAAUGAUCGGUUUUGUGGUGACUUUGUUGGAUUACCUGGUUCCUACAGUAGUCUCUCGACUAAGCUCAGAAGACAGCUGGACUGGCGCACAAGAAAGAAAACUGGAGGACAUUUGCACUGCUUUAGUUGAAACCAAACUCCAAGCCUCCAAAAUUUGGUGUCAACUAAGCCAUCUUAAAAAUAGCAGACCGAAAUCGUACAUUGUAGGAGUCUUGCUCACUCUGAGCUUUUUGGCAUGGACUGGAAACUACAUCAAUAACACUUUUCUCACAUAUUUUUUGACUGUUCUGGUUUUAAUGUACCCAGGACUCAAGCACCAUGGCUACAUUGAAGAAUACUCCAACUUCAUCCUUCUCAAAGUUUAUGAUAUCUUAGUUACCGUGCAGGGGAAAAAGCCCAAAGCCAAGGCGAAGUAAGCUAGUGCUCUUCAUAUCAUGCCUUUAAGCGGUACCUCAAUCCUGAUUUUCUCUCUCUAAAGAAUGUGUGGGAAAUGAGAUUUGUGGAAAGUGUGUGUUUGCGACUGAAUGGUUGAUAGUGUUUGGUAAUUUCUUACGUUAAUUUUUUAAGAGGUUAAAUUUUUAUCAUACUUUAAGCAAGUGUUCAAAAUUUUACGGAACAAUUAGUUAGGAUUUACAGUUUUUCAUUUUAUCCGUCACUGGUCUGUUCUCUCUAAAGUUUAAUUAACCGUUCCCCUGUGUCUGAGUCCAGAAGUGUCACUCAGCAAGUUAAAAUAUUUUUACCUUCAAUGUUAUGUGCUGGUAUUUAGUAACUCAUUUUUUGGGGGUUUUUUUACCUCGCAAUAUUCUCAGUCCAGCAUAAUUUUUAAUUGAAUAAUCAUCGAAUAUUACGUGGCAUACACUUAAACCUCUAAAUUUUCUCUUAAGAAUCUCUGUGAGUUUCAUAGUUUUGUAAAUUAUCUAUUUUUUUUAUUUUUAGCAAUGGGUCUUUAUCGUAGGCUCUAGUGUUCCUUCUCACUCUGUUUAGUGUUUACAUCGUUAGUCGUUAAGAGGAUAGUAUUUUGCAGAAAGAAACUGGACAAAGAUUUUGAGACCGAAUUUUUUUCAUCAGUGGAAAGGGUCAUUCAUGUUUAUCCCUAGGGGAAAAUUUAAAGUUGCAGGUCUCCAAGGGCUUGUUGGCUCCUCUUUCGUCCUCUUUCUAUUAUCAGAAAGUGUUUUCCGAAAUAUUUUAGCUGAGUUCCUGCUCAUGGAACUUGAAGUAAGUAACAAAAAAAAAUCAGAGCUCUGCAGGUUACAGCUUGUCAAGAAAUCCUAGAGAUAUUUAUUUGGAAUUUUUGAAUACAUGAUUCCGAAAGCUGCGCACCCAUUUACAUAAAUUAAUGAUAAAAAUGCUCUCAAAUUUUGGAAACCGUCAGCAAUACAAGGACUCAAAUAUGAAUAUUUUGAACGCACUAUUGAACUUUAACGUAAGUAGAAAUUACUGAUGGCUCUCUUUGGCAAUCAUCACCCUUAAAAAUUAACAAGAAUAUUUUGGUUACUUUCUGCAAAUUUUUGUCUUAAUUAACUGUAAUGAAUGAAUGGAAAUUUAGAAUUAAAAUUUUUUUUCUCUUUUUUUAAAAAAACAUUUCUUAAGAAUUGACCUGUCUCUUUACGUUGUAAAUAUUCAUGAGAUACUCUCUAGUACUUAUUUGUAGACUCCUUAAAUUAAGUACCCCUACCUGUGUAAACCUACUAGUUCACAUAUUUUGUUGAUAAAUCAACACAUCCCUUGCAUUUUGUAGAAUCAGCAGAAUGUUGAGGAAUUAAUUGAUUCAAAAUUUUUAAGGAUUUUAUAUUCUUUUGUACACAAACCUCAAGAAUCAAAUUGUCUUUGCAUUCAGAAUCAUCACCUCCUCUAGCUGUAAAAUUUUUUUUUUAAAUUUUAUACAAGAAGACUAAGUCAUUAUUUUUUACAGAAUUCUUUUUUUAUAAUUUGUCAAUUUAUUUAUUUGUGUAAACGUGCUUAGUCUUAGGGUUUUCUCGCCCUUAUUCAUAUGUAUUUAAUAAAUUUAUCUUUUACUACAACAA
Bemisia tabaci is the source of this 2442-nucleotide messenger RNA. RefSeq names its product ADP-ribosylation factor-like 6 interacting protein 1 (gene Arl6IP1). Gene Ontology annotation, cellular component: membrane. NCBI's taxonomy places the organism in Eukaryota, Metazoa, Arthropoda, Insecta, Hemiptera, Aleyrodidae. The record is from RefSeq and is a predicted model, not a curated record.